Racocetra persica is the source of this 280-nucleotide messenger RNA. The record is from the annotation of a GenBank genome assembly. NCBI's taxonomy places the organism in Eukaryota, Fungi, Glomeromycota, Glomeromycetes, Diversisporales, Gigasporaceae.
GACAAUUUUAUGAGGAACUUAUUGCAGGAAAAAUUGUUUCUGAAGUGCGGUUAGAUAAUGAAGACUGUUUGCAGCCAGUUAAAGCAGAGUUUUCAUCUAAUAUAACUGGCCCUUUUAAUGUUGUUAGUAUGGAAUGUAACAUGAUUGAGGCAAUUGAAGCUUGGGGAACAGAGUACAAUAUUAUCAAACAAAUAAUUCGUGAAAAUAAAGGUAGAUGGGGCAAAGAUACUGCUAUGACAACUGGAAAAGAAUUUGUUAAAGACUUAGCUGCUGCAUUAUG